This is a messenger RNA of Lactuca virosa, 1964 nucleotides long. The record is from the annotation of a GenBank genome assembly. Lineage: Eukaryota; Viridiplantae; Streptophyta; Magnoliopsida; Asterales; Asteraceae.
GCUGAAGGCCACGUCACUCUCUCAACUAAUUUAAAGAAAGUGGUUCAAAAUCCUCGUCGUGUCACCUCUCCCUCCAUUUUCUUAAAUGCAAUUGCAACUCCUUCCCACAUCUCACACCUUCUUCACCCGCUUCUCUCUUUCACCCAUUAUUCAUAGAAACACGAAUAUGACAUCCGGGUCGAACUCCUUGAUGUGGUUCAGAAAGGGUCUUCGGAUCCACGACAACCCAGCCCUUGAAUACGCUGCAAAAAACUCUAACCACGUCUACCCUGUUUUCGUCAUCGACCCACAUUACAUGAAACCCGACCCGAAUUCCUUCUCCCCCGGUUCAAACCUUGCAGGGUUGAACCGGAUCCGGUUCUUGCUCGAAAGUCUACUUGAUCUGGACUCCGGUCUAAAGAAACUCGGUUCACGCUUGUUGGUGUUACAUGGCGAACCUAGCGAGGUUUUGAUUCGUUGCUUAAAGCAGUGGGACAUAAAAAGGUUGUGCUUUGAGUAUGACACUGAACCAUAUUAUCAAGCUUUAGAUGCUAAAGUUAAGAACUACGCUUUAGAGAAUGGCAUAGAAGUAUUCUCUCCGGUUACUCAUACAUUGGUCAAUCCUGUAGAGAUUAUCGAAAAGAAUGGAGGAAAGCCACCACUGAGUUACCAAUCAUUUCUGAAACUCGCUGGCGAACCUCAUUGGUUGAUUUCUUCAUUAUGUACCACACCCGCUACAAUUCCUCCAAUUGGGGAUCUUGGAAAUUGUGAGGUUUCAGAAGUUCCAACAGUUGAACAACUUGGGUAUGAACACUUUCAAGAGGAGGACCCGGACCCACCUCUAUUUAAAGGUGGUGAAUCCGAAGCAUUAAGGAGGCUGCAAGAAUCAACUAAUAAUAAGGAAUGGGUUGCGAAAUUUGAGAAACCGAAGGGUGAUCCUUCUGCUUUUAUAAAGCCUGCAACAACAAUGUUAUCUCCCUAUUUAAAAUUUGGUUGUCUAUCUACUAGGUACUUUUAUCAGUGCAUCAAAGAGGUUCAACAAGAGGUCAAAAAUCACACCUCUCCACCGGUUUCACUUAUUGGGCAGUUGUUAUGGCGAGAUUUUUUCUAUACUGUUGGUUUUGGUACUCCUAAUUUUGAUCGUAUGAGUGGUAAUACGAUUUGCAAACAGAUACCUUGGAAUGACGAUGACGAACUGUUAGCAGCAUGGCGGGAUGCUCGGACUGGAUUUCCUUGGAUCGAUGCCAUCAUGGUUCAGCUUCGGAAAUGGGGUUGGAUUCAUCAUCUGGCGCGCCAUUCCGUCGCAUGUUUUCUAACUCGUGGAGAUCUGUUUGUUCAUUGGGAAAAAGGUCGUGAUGUUUUCGAGAGACUCCUCAUCGAUUCAGAUUGGGCGAUUAACAAUGGAAAUUGGUUAUGGCUCUCGUGCUCGUCGUUCUUCUACCAGUAUAAUCGCAUCUAUUCUCCGAUCUCAUUUGGGAAGAAGUACGAUCCGACUGGCGCAUAUAUCAGACACUUCCUUCCGGUUCUAAAAGAUAUGCCGAAGGAGUAUAUUUAUGAACCAUGGAAGGCUCCUUUAAGCGUUCAAACGAAAGCAAAAUGUAUCAUCGGAAAAGAUUAUCCAAAACCAGUAAUUUGUCAUGAUGAUGCGAUCAAAGAAUGCAAGAGGAAGCUGGCUGCAGCAUACGAGUUGAACAAGAAAACGAACGGUGUGGUGACCGAUGAAGACAUGAAAAAAUUAAGGAGAAAACUUGUGGAAGAUCAAGGGCAAGGGAACGAUUCCAGGAGACUCAAACAGAAGUUGAUUUGAUGGACUAACUUGUGACUUCAGAUUUCAGAGAUUACAUAGAGGGAUUAAAAUAUUGAAAUACGGAGGAAAAAUUUACGCAUCAAAACUUGUAUUGUUUAGUUUUUGUUUGUUUACAUUUAUGAUUUACCCCUUUUGUUGUAUAACCAAUCAUGCUCAUGCACUCCACUUUCUUAUAAAU